AUUUUUUCCCGUUUCAUUUUCUUGGCGAUUAUUUACUUUUCUGUUCCCAUUGCUCGUCACCAUGGUCUCCAUUGGUUCCAGUUCAUCAAGCAAAGCAUCUCUGAACACCACCUCCACUCAAAGUACUAUGCCUGAUUUACUCAAUUUUCGAGAUUUGGGAGUCUCAACGGCUGACAAUGACGCCGGCAAACAAUACAUAAAAGAAGGCUUCAUUUUCCGCUCUGCAUCGCUUGAUAAACUCACACAGCAGAAUGUGGAAGACUUUAUAAAAGAACACAAUAUCCGAACCAUCAUCGAUUUACGGUCGACAGUUGAAGGCGGUGAACAUGUACCCAUCGACCAAAGUUUCCCUACCACUGCCAUUCAAAAGGUCCGCAAGACGGAUUUGGUGGCGGAUGCACCCAUCAUCAAUGUCGAUACAAAUCAUCCCAAGGAAGAAAAGCCCAAUGUGAUUGUUGAACGGGGAAAACAACUCCAAAGUCAAGUACUGCGUAAAAAGUAUAGAAUUGACUUUGCAGGAAGAAAUUUUCAACGAUCGUGCAUAUGGAUGUCUUGUACACUGCGCCUGAAAGUUAUCAUCAUUGUAUUGAUGAUAUUAUGUCAGCGAAAGAAGGCCGCCGUGUAUGUGGCACGAGAAGUCUUGACGCCUAUGGGAGUCGCCAACAUGUACAAGCAGUUUGUCACUUACUGCCAGUCCGAAAUUCUGGAAGCAUUGCAGGUGUUUACCGAUCCCGAGAACUAUCCUAUCCACGUGCAUUGUACGCAAGGCAAAGACAGAACAGGACUUGUCUCUUGCUUAAUCGAAUACAUCGCCGGAGUGCCGGAAGACAUCAUUGUCAAGGACUAUGCCAAAACACAAGCUGGUUUGGAGCCGAUUCGCACGGAAAUGCUCGUCGAUUUGAAAAAUGCUGGUUUAUCCGAAGAAUUUGCCAAUGCCCCACCCAAAUUUAUGGAGGAGCUGUUAGGGUUCCUGAAAGAAAAGUACGGUUCUGUCACCGGGUUCCUUGAUCACAUCGGUUUCAACGAAGCGUCUCGCCAGCAGGUUCGCGAUAUCAUUGUAGCAUAAAUAUUAUCAUUACCUGCCUACGUCCAUCUGUCUACGUCCAAGCUUGACGACUGUCUGUAUAAACAAUUUUGUCAUUACAUGUAUAAAAAAAGUAUUUAUAUUAAAGGGACAUGCCUUGAACGGGGAAAUGCU
Messenger RNA from Radiomyces spectabilis, 1198 nucleotides. Its product is annotated as protein-tyrosine phosphatase-like protein. Gene Ontology annotation, molecular function: phosphoprotein phosphatase activity. Gene Ontology annotation, biological process: dephosphorylation. The record is from RefSeq and is a predicted model, not a curated record. The transcript is spliced from 6 exons. Lineage: Eukaryota; Fungi; Mucoromycota; Mucoromycetes; Mucorales; Radiomycetaceae. Bases 62 to 1066 code for a protein of 334 amino acids.